AUGUCAUCACCUCCAGGCCCACCAAAAUACGUUUACAAGAUCCUCCCCGCCUCUCCCCCAUCACCCCUUCCAGACUGCCUACCCCUCUCGGACCUUGACAGCCGCGAUGGCUUCAUCCACAUGAGCACUUCUAAGCAAAUUCUCGGCACGCUGCAAAACUUCUUCAUCUCAGCCCCUUCAGUGGUCAUCCUUCGAGUUCCGUACGAACGCGUGGAAUCACGGAUCAAAUGGGAGAUGGCCAAAGGUCUGGGUCCGGAGGAGAAGGGAGGUUGCUGGGAUACUGAGGGCAGACUUGGUGGGUUUCCACAUAUUUACCAUACCGAGGGAGGAGAAUUGAGGUUGGGGAAAGAGGAGGUUGAGAGUAUGGGUACUUGGACGAGAGUUGGGGAUGUGUGGAGUAAAGAGGGGUGGCCGUUUGGGGAGGAGGACGUUCCAGCGGAAAGUUGA
Molecule: messenger RNA, 447 nt
Organism: Hymenoscyphus albidus
Lineage: Eukaryota; Fungi; Ascomycota; Leotiomycetes; Helotiales; Helotiaceae
Source: the annotation of a GenBank genome assembly